Parasteatoda tepidariorum (common house spider) is the source of this 2673-nucleotide messenger RNA. Its product is annotated as A disintegrin and metalloproteinase with thrombospondin motifs adt-1. The record is from RefSeq and is a predicted model, not a curated record. Gene Ontology annotation, cellular component: extracellular matrix. Gene Ontology annotation, biological process: extracellular matrix organization; proteolysis. Lineage: Eukaryota; Metazoa; Arthropoda; Arachnida; Araneae; Theridiidae. Gene Ontology annotation, molecular function: metalloendopeptidase activity.
AUGUAUAUUAGAGGGAAUCUUUUGGGAGUCGGUUACAUUGCCACCUGCUGAAGCACAAUGAUUCGUUCGAAACCAUUUUUCUGUAGAAUGGUGUGAAAAGUUCGUUUUCAGACGAGAGUUUCAACUUCGUGAAAUAUAAAUUCAUCAUAUCUGAUUGAAACAUCCACUCAUCAUAAUGAAGAUCAAUUUUUGCAUAUUUAUCUUGAACAUACUGGCCAUGCCCACGUUUUCAUUUCCUCAACCGAAAUUUCAUAAGCGAUUAAAUAAGGAUCAGUUGCGGAAAUAUUUUUCUGUUGAGAAUCACGAUGAUGUUCCAGAUUACACACUAACUAACAUUCGAAUAAGGAGAACUGAUUUAGAACAAAAUUCCGAUCACCAUUUAGUUCGAAGAAAAGAAGCACAGCCUAAAAAUUUAAUGAUGGUCACGGAAUCAUUGUUUGGUCAUGUUGUACAAAUGCAACUUCAAAGGAAUGAUCGACUUCUUGCACCAUCUUUUAAAGCAUUUACUACAGAAGGCGAUGAAAUAAACGAAUUAGAUGGAAGUUACUAUCCACUUUGCCACUACCUGGGUUCUAACGGCAGCUACGCAGCAGCUGUAAGCACAUGCCAAAACACACCAUCAAAAGGAUUGUCGGGCAUGAUAUUGAUACCAAGUGGAAGUUUGCAGUUACAGCCGGUUGAUGCGGACCUACAGGAAAUUAUUGGAUUCGAUUCAGUUCCUGAAAAGCGCUCUCAUUCUGAAGUUGAUGACGGUGUUUUACAUCUCGUUUUCAAACCUCCAAAACAAAAGAGAUUGUCAGUUCCAGAUGAUGAAUGGGAUGAUGAACAUUACGUACCUUCCUCACCUCGUUCUGAGUAUGAAGUCGAUGAUGAUGACAUUGUCAAAUAUUUAGAUUUUGAGGAUCUUGGUCCAAUUUCGAAUGAAAUUGAUAAUGAUGAGAAGCCAAAUAAGGAAUCAAAACGGCAAACAGAAUACGCUAAAGAUAAAGAUUUACACCUGGAACUUGCUCUGUUCUUUGACGAAAAGGGAUACCAACUUUUUCAAUCGCAUGCUAAAUCUGAUGAAAAUCUAGUAGAUUUACUUCUGGGAUAUGUUAAUCAGAUGCAAGCUCUUUAUCAGCAACCUUCUUUACGCAAAAAGCUUCAGAUCAGUUUAGUUCGAUUGGAUGUUAUGAAGAAACAACCAAGUGAUCUUCCGCAUAAAGAUGGAGAGAGAGAUCAGUUACUAGAUUCCUUUUGUAAUUAUCAAGCUAAAAAGAAUCCAGAUUCCGAUAAUGAUCCAAAUCAUUGGGACUUAGCUCUUUAUGUAUCUGGGUUAAAUUUUUUCUCAAUGGAAAAAGGGAAGAAGAAUGGCAUAACAAUGGGUUUGGCACCAGUGGGAGGAGUAUGUAUGAAGAAGCAUUCUUGCGUCAUAGUGGAAUUCGGAGUAACAAGUGAUGAUGGACGUCCCUAUCCCUCCGCUGGUCUCUUGUCUACAUAUGUAGCUGCUCAUGAGAUAGGACAUAAUCUAGGAAUGUACCAUGAUGGCGCUCCAAAUAAUAAAUGUCCUUCUAAUGGUCACGUGAUGUCUCCAAGUAGAGGAACAAAGGGUGAAACAACAUGGUCCAGUUGCAGUUCUCAAGUUCUUGAAAAAACAGACAAGAAAUGUCUAUUUGAUGCUCCUCAAAUGAAAUCAACAAAAGGAACAGAUCAUUCGAAAUAUGAUGAGAUACCUGGACAAACUUGGGACGCUCAUGAUCAAUGCAAAAUUUUCCUGCGUGAUGAUGACGCCACAUUGUACAAUGAUACAGUUGUAUCGAUGGUGUGCCAGGAGACCUUAUGCAAGACUCCUUCAAGAAUAGGAUAUUACGCAGCUGGUCCAGCUUUAGAAGGAACGUUUUGUGGAGGAAAAAAAUGGUGCAAAAAUGGUGAAUGUAUUUCGUGGGGAUCGCAGAAGUUUAAAGUAGUCAAAGGUGGAUGGUCAGACUGGAGUAAGGGAAAAUGUCAAAGUGGAUGCUUAGAGAAAUCCAGAGCUCACACGACAGACAAACGAUACUGCAAUAAUCCUAAACCCCGAAAUACAGAAAAGUUAUGUGAAGGUGAAAAUUUGAGAAUUCAUUUUUGUGAUGACUCAAAAAUCUGCAAGAAAUAUAUUGCUCCGGCGGAGUUUGCAAAACAAAGAUGUCAAGCUUUUUCAAAACAUCUUCCCGAUGUCACUCCACUGGGUGUUCAAGUUAAAUAUAAUGAAAAGCGGCAAUGGCAAUCAUGUGCUGUGUACUGCAAGAUGAAAACAGGUACCUGGUACACUCCUAGACAAGAAUUCAAUGACAUGGGGAUUGAUACCUUCUUUCCAGAAGGUACUUGGUGUCAUAACGACGGGAGAACAGAUUAUUAUUGCCAAAACAGACUUUGUCAACCACCACCAGUGAAAGGGAGAGCUUUUGAUCCUGGAGUUUUUCCAUCCAGGGGUUUGGGCCCGGAAGUUGAAGUACCAGUACUGAAUAAUGCCCACCCGAAAGGGGAUAACAGAUCGCCAAAGAAACUUCAAGAGUACUUCCAGUAUAAAGAGGGACUUGUUCCUCCCAUACCAAAACCUGAAGAUUUAAGAAGGCCAAAGGAAGAAGACUAUGAUAUCAUUGAUUAUGUAUCACCCAUAUGAUUUUUUAUUAAAUUCAUUCAUCGUUUUUCUAUAAA